GAAUCCCUCAUCCCUCAUCCCUCAUCCCUCAUCUCUUUUAAUACUGGAGGAGCAAGUGCAAUUUGUGUGCAUUGCAAUCCACCAUGGCCAUGGCUUUAAGCAGCAUUUCUUCCAUUCUUGUUAGCGUUUUUGUAUUGCUAUUGUUCCCAAAAUCAGAAGCUUUUCUUUCUACCCAGCUGAAGCGCAAACUCUCUACUAUAAACAGAGGUGGACAGUAUUUUGGUUUAGUUAUUCCCAACACCUUCGAAAUGAAUCCUCUUCUCCAGCCUCCUACUUUCUUGACCAACGAUCAUCAUCCUUAUGUCGAUAUUUCUGGUCGAAGAUUUCAAAUUGGGAAAGUUACGAACCGCGGCGUCAUUGUGGUCAUGACAGGACUAGGAAUGACCAAUGCAUGAAUAACCACACAGUUGCUGCUCACUUUGUUUCGUGUGAAAGGAGUUGUACAUUAUGGAAUUGCAGGAAAUGGCAAUUCUGACUACCACAUUGGGGAUGUAACUAUUCCACGCCAAUGGGCUCAUACUGGCCUCUGGAACUGGCAGAGAUAUGGACAAGUAGAGAAUGAUGAGCUUCCUCUGGAAGCCAAUGGAGACUAUACUCGUGAGCUUGGGUACCUUAAAUUUUCCAACUACAACACUCCUACAGGAGGAUCUCAUAAUCUGUUGAAUAAUGCGUGGUACCAACCUGAUGAGUUCUUCCCUGUGCAUGGUACCCCGGAGGUUCGAGAACAUGCAUUUUGGGUUAAUGUUUCUGAUUCCUAUUAUCAGCUUGCGCAGAAGCUUGAGAAUAUGAAGCUAGAAUCCUGCUUGAACACGAGCAACUGCCUGUUUCACAAGCCAAAGGUUGUAAGAGUAGAAAGAGGUUGCAGUGCCAACGUUUAUGUGGAUAAUGCUGCUUAUAGAAACUAUCUCCACCAAAAAUUCAAUGUCACCCCCAUCGAUAUGGAGAGUGCAGGAGUGGCUCUGGUGUGCCUGAGCGAAAGCAAGCCAUUCAUAAUUAUCAGAGCUCUGUCUGAUUUAGCAGGAGGAUCCAAUGAAGAAAAUGAAGCUGCUACCUUUACUGAUUUGGCAGCCAAAAAUGCAGUAAUAGUAGUCACCACUUUGUUAAAGUUGUUGCCAUGAUGGCACCUUGGUUGUGGUCAAAAUAAAUAAAUAAAUUAUUGUCACUGCCAUCCAUUGGAUGGGAAGAAAUGUUUCACCAGUAACCUGGCAUCUAUUAAAUGUGGAGUGCAUAUACAUCUACAUACAAUAGAUUGACUGCUACUGCAACCACGUACUAACUAAAAUAUGUGCCAUAUGCACCAUGAUAUCUGAAUUGUUAUAUCUCUAAAGUAUCAGAACUCUAUUAUCU
Molecule: messenger RNA, 1347 nt
Organism: Cryptomeria japonica (Japanese cedar)
Lineage: Eukaryota; Viridiplantae; Streptophyta; Pinopsida; Cupressales; Cupressaceae
Product: bark storage protein A
Biological process (GO): nucleoside metabolic process
Molecular function (GO): catalytic activity
Source: RefSeq, a predicted model, not a curated record